AUGGCUACCCCUAGUGUCCUCGCUUUUGACGCUGAGGGUCGAGCCAUUGACUUUGAGGUCUGGGUCGACGAUCUGCAGCUGUUCUUACAGUGCGAUAGGGCAGACAGUCUCUCUCUCUUUGACCUCACCUCUGGCGCCUCUCCUGCCCCUGCUGCUGAUGCUGACCCUACUGUUCGCUCCCCGUGGGCCACGCGCGAUGCAGCUGCACGUCUUGCUGUGCUCACCCGCCUCCCUGACUCCCUUCGCGUAGUCAGGGACCACUUCCUCUCAGUCUGUCCCACCACUCUCACUAUUGACCUCCUUGAGAAGGCCCUCCUAGCAGCGGAAAAGAGCAUAGUCGAUGUAGGAGCCUCUCGUGGUGACCCUCGCACCCCCAUCUUUGAGGGGUGUUCCCCUUCCCCCCUGUUGCCCUCUGUCGCCUCUGCUGCUGCGGCCGACCUCGUUGGUCUUGAGUCGGUCGGUGCGGCGUCUGCCCCUAGCGGGAGACGUCGCUCUGGCAAGGGCAAGGGGGGCAAGGGCGCGGGUGGAGCUAGCGGGGGUGCUGGAGGUGGCGGUGGAGGCGGCGGAGGGAGUGGGGGUGGCGGUGGGAGUGGCGGCGGGGGUGGAGGUGGCGGUGGCAGCAGCGGAGGCGGAGUCGGCGGAGGCGGUAGCGGUGGGAGCGGAGGCAGCGGUGGUGGCGGAGGUGGAGGCGGCGGUGGUGGAGGAGGUGGAGCUGGUCGGGGUGGUGCUUCGCAGCGGAGCGGCUCCGGUGGUGGUUAG
Molecule: messenger RNA, 759 nt
Organism: Closterium sp. NIES-65
Lineage: Eukaryota; Viridiplantae; Streptophyta; Zygnematophyceae; Desmidiales; Closteriaceae
Source: the annotation of a GenBank genome assembly